CCAGUGACCAGCAUCCGCUCCCCGCUACUUCAGUACUGCCUCCUUCUCUCUUUCUCUCUCUUGUACUCUUGUCCGCCUCCGCCUCUCCUCCUCCUCCUCCUCCCAUUAUCCACACCGGAUUUCCGCUAUCCCGGAUAUCUGCGGGCCGGGGCAAGGAAUAACCGUCACAAUGCAGCACGUCUUAUACCUCGGCCUCCUCCUCCUCCUCCUCUUCUCUGGCUGCCUCCCCGUGUCCCGCGGGCACAACAUCACCAAGAUCCUCGCCGAGCACCCAGAGUUCUCGACGUUCAACCACUACCUCACCGCCACCCACCUCGCCGGCGAGAUCAACCGCCGGAAGACCAUCACCAUCCUCGUCGUCAGCAACGCCGACAUGGCCCCCCUCCUCGCCAAGCACCUCUCCCUCUACACUCUCAAGAACGUCCUCUCCCUCCACGUCCUCGUCGACUACUUCGGCGCCAAGAAGCUCCACCAGCUCAACGGUGGCGCCGCCGCCUCCUCCACCCUAUUCCAGGCCACCGGCUCUGCCCAAGGCACCGCCGGCUUCGUCAACAUCACCAAUCACCGCGCCGGCCGCGUCUCCUUCGCCGCCGUGGACGCCGGCGGCGCCCCCCCGGUCAACUUCGUCAAGUCCAUCAAGGAAAUCUCCUACGACAUCGCCGUCAUCCAGAUCAGCUCCGUCCUCUCCUCGCCGGAAGCCGAGGCCCCCACGCCCGCGCCCGCCCAGGUCAAUCUCACCACCCUCAUGUCCAAGAAGGGCUGCAAGACCUUCGCCGAUCUCCUCGUCGCCACGGGCGACGCCGAGAAGACCUUCGAGAGCAACGUCGGCGGGGGAUUGACGGUCUUCUGUCCGAUCGACCAGGCCAUGAAGGCGUUCAUGCCCAAAUUCAAGAACCUCACCGCCGACGGCAAGCUCUCGGUGCUCCUCUACCACGGGAUACCGGUCUACAACUCGAUCCAGAUGCUCAAAUCCAACAAUGGCGUCGUCAAUACCCUGGCGACGGACGGGAGCGCCAAGAACUACAAUUUCACCGUCCAGAACGAUGGCGAGGUGGUGACGCUGAAGACGAGGGUCACGGUGGCGACGAUCACCGGGACGCUCAUCGACGAGGACCCGCUGGCGGUGUACACCAUCGACCAGGUGCUGGAGCCGCGGGAGCUCUUCAAGCCGGAGAAGACCAGGGCGCCGGCGCCGGCGCCGACUCCGGUGGCGGAGGCGGAGGCGCCGACAAAAUCGAAGAAGCGCCACCAUGCUUCGCCGCCUGCGCCAGCGGGGCCCGCGGAUGCGCCGGCGGCGGACAAUGAGAAGGCCGCGGAUGAUGAGAGCGCCGCCGGCGGGGGGGCACGUGCCGGGCCGUGGAUCGUGGCCGCGGCGGCGGUAGGCGCGGCGGUCGUUAUGGUGGCUUAGAAUUUUGUCUUCUUUUUUUUUUUUUUCCAUAGCUUUUUAUUCUCUUUGUUUUUGAUUGGGAGGGAAUAAGAGAGCGAACUGUCUCAGUUUAUUUGCUUUAUGGGUUAUUUGUAUCGUACUUUUUUAACAAAUUUCUUGUUAGAGCUUAGCUGCUUGGGUUGUCAAAGACUUAAAAUUUAUUGGUUUUUUUUUUUUGGAAGAUCUUUUGGCAUUAAGAGUUGCAGUAUUAAGGGU
Elaeis guineensis (African oil palm) is the source of this 1642-nucleotide messenger RNA. RefSeq names its product fasciclin-like arabinogalactan protein 2. Lineage: Eukaryota; Viridiplantae; Streptophyta; Magnoliopsida; Arecales; Arecaceae. The record is from RefSeq and is a predicted model, not a curated record. Gene Ontology annotation, cellular component: plasma membrane.